Molecule: messenger RNA, 681 nt
Organism: Phanerochaete carnosa HHB-10118-sp
Lineage: Eukaryota; Fungi; Basidiomycota; Agaricomycetes; Polyporales; Phanerochaetaceae
Exons: 7
Coding region: 34-681 (215 amino acids)
Source: RefSeq, a predicted model, not a curated record
AGUUCGGCCAACAGUUUAAGUGUGGCCAACGCUAUGAGCUGCCCAGAUCUAGUGCCCCCGGGCCUCCCAUUUUUCCCCCCUAACUGUUCAAGUGCAUCCGGCGGAUCCUGGUUGGAUGGUGUUGGCUCGACCCCUUUUUCUUCCAAAGAGCCUCUGAAUAUUGUCAUUUCUGGUCUCAGUUCGCCUGCGGUCCUUACUGACGACGGCUUCACCAAUUUUGCUAACUCCAUUGGCUUCUCCAACGGAUGCCUGGGUAGCGAUGCUGGCUCUAUACAGAUGGCCAACCUCGGCGAUGGCAAUGGCUUCAUCCCACAAACCCUGUUGCUUUGCAAGGACUAUGGUAUACCAGAUGUCGGCUCCUGCCUCGAUAAUCUCCUCGGUGAUACACAUUUCAGGGUCUUCCGUCAGAAUGGUACUGGUGCCCCCACCAAUGCUCUCUUCCUUUCUGUCACCAUAGAGGAUGGCACUAUAGAAGGGGGCUGUACUAUCGCUUUUGACAGCUACGACCUAGGCCGUGACCAAGUGGUAUUAGCCGCUGUCGGUACGACUAGCUUCGCCGGUGUUACCUAUGAAACUACAGCUGUGACCUUACACAAGGUCACAUUGAGUGGCACCACGCCCAUUAACCAUGAUAUCUUCGUUGACAGCAACACUGUACUUCUAACUAUUGAGAUUGUCUGA